GAUGAUGAGGAUAAUGCUGCUACUGAGAAAGCAGAACCUGAUUUUAAGCUUUCCGGCAACUUAGCAAAAGAUACGAAUACCUAUAAAGGUGUAGUAAUAAAAUAUAGUGAGCCGCCAGAAGCGAGGCAGCCGAAAACCAGAUGGAGGCUAUAUGUAUUUAAAGAGGAUCAGUCACUGCCAACUGUUUAUAUCCACCGACAAAGUGCUUUUCUGCUGGGUCGAGAUAGAAGAGUAGCCGAUAUUCCUAUUGAUCAUCCUUCAUGUUCGAGCCAACAUGCUGUUAUUCAAUACCGAUUAGUUGAUGUAGAAAAGGAAGAUGGAACUCUUGGAAAGAAAGUGAAGCCAUACAUGAUAGAUCUAGAAUCAACUAAUGGAACAUAUGUGAAUAAUAACAGAAUAGAGUCAUCUCGUUAUGUUGAACUGAAGGAAAAGGAUAUGGUGAAGUUUGGUUACAGUAGUAGAGAAUAUAUCCUUCUUCACGAAAAUUCACAGGAUCAGCUUGACGAACCCGAAGCGGAAGAAAAUACUGAUGCUCAGGAAUAA
Trichoplax adhaerens is the source of this 543-nucleotide messenger RNA. RefSeq lists its product as uncharacterized. NCBI's taxonomy places the organism in Eukaryota, Metazoa, Placozoa, Uniplacotomia, Trichoplacea, Trichoplacidae. Gene Ontology annotation, molecular function: mRNA binding; protein binding. Gene Ontology annotation, cellular component: nucleus. Gene Ontology annotation, biological process: miRNA processing. The annotation marks the transcript as partial. The record is from RefSeq and is a predicted model, not a curated record. The transcript is spliced from 6 exons.